UGUUUAGAGCCUCAGCCCUAUACAAACACAUGAAAAUUCACGCGCCCGUUCUUGGAGUACCGCGAUGCUGCAGAAGAAAAAACCUCUUUCGGGAAUAAAAAAACGAAAUGAAAACACAAAUUAGAACUUCUUAGAGAGGAAACACUCCAUUUUUCCCCAUUCAUCUCAUCAAUUUCCUUUGAUUUGGGAAAAGAGCCCCAGAGAUACGCAGAGUUUCUUCUAUUUGCCCUAAUUCUUCUUCCAGUAUCAUUUUGUUCCCCUUUGCACUUGAAGUUGCAGGCGUCGCCUGUUGCUCCUGUUUAGGAUUUGAAAUGAGAGGGGAUCCUCGCCUGAAAAGCUCAAAGAGAAGGAAGAGCUCUCACAAGAGGAGUCAGAGCUUGUCAUUGAGCCCUGAUAGUGAAUACAAAGAGAAGAGAAAGAAAAGUUCACAUAGGAAGAGUCAGAGUUCAUCAUUAAGCUCUGACAAUGAAUAUGAGGAGAGGAGAAAGAAAAGUUCACACAAGAAGAGACAGAUCUCAUAUUCAAGCUCUGAUAGUGAAUACGAAGAGAGAAGGAAAAGGCACCGAGACAGGAGUCGGGACAAAGAGAUUCGUAAAUCCAAGAAAGAGAGAAGAGAAAGAAAGAGAAACAAGCAUAAGAAAGCUAAGAAAGAUUCACAGGAUAGUGUCUCAGAGCUUUCUAAUGAUUCGCAACUAGAAUUGGAGGACCCCAAGGAGAUUGUUUGUUACAUCCUCCACAAGUUUCCGGACCAGACCGGGGAUCUGAAACAGCUCUUGGAAAUGGUUGAUGGUGGACAGGCUAUAGACAUUAGUGGCAUGUCUAACCGUUUCCUAUCGAGAAUUCUUAAGCAACUAUUUAUAUCAUUGAAUCUCCAACGAAAUGAGAGUGGCGUUUUCUUUUUGCCUCCAAAGGUUUGCCCUUGUUUGGAGGUUGUAGGGUCUUUAUUCAUGGCUCCAAAAUCCAAGGAAAAACAGUCGCCUCCUCAGAUUGGAGUUUCAAUUGGGGUUGAAUCUUAUAAUUUGAAUUUGGAAGGUAGAGGAACUGAAUGCCCAGAUGAUGUUGGUUCAUUGAUUGGUCCACGUAAUAAAGAUGAUUCUCCAGCUGUUUCUAAAAGAAGGGUGAUUGGUCCUGACAUGCCAUCAGCUGAGGUCUUAGCAGCAGCUGCCAAGUUGACUGAAGCAGAAGCCCAGCUGAGGGAAGCUGAAAUGGAAUUGGAUAAUGACGGCAUAUUUAUAGGUCCUCCUCCACCAAUUAUGGUUGCUGAAGCUGAAUCAGCAAAUGAUGCGGAGCGCUUUGAGGAGGUGUCUCGUAUCAUUGGAGCUGAAGAUAGUAACCCCUAUGAGGUGCUUGGAUUAAAUCGAGAAGUUUCCGCUGAAUUCAUUAAAAAGAGGUACUGGAAAAUGUCCCUUUUGGUGCAUCCGGACAAAUGCCCUCAUCCUGAAGCACAACAAGCAUUUGUCAAGUUAAAUCAAUCCUUCAAGGAUCUGAUGGAUCCUGAAAAGCGAGGGGUUAUUGAUGAGAAGAUCAAAGAAAAAGAAGAAUUAGAGGAAUUUAAGGCCGAAAUGCAGGCAUGUCGUGAAGCUGCACAUUGGAGGCAAAUACGAGGUGAGUCUUUGCCAGGUGAUGAGGAGUUACUCGGUGGGAUUAAACCACCACCUAAGCGAGAAGAGUGGAUGACUACGCUUCCUCCUGAAAGGAAAGCUGGUGUGAGCAUGCAAUCAAUGUCCUUCAGCAAGGGGGGCAAGGAAGGUCGGGGUGAUACAAGUGUUUGGACAGACACUCCUUUGGACAAAACCCAGAAAGCAAGGAUGAACUACCUUGAGGCCUACGACCAUGCCGCCGCUCUUGGUGCCAGUGAUGGUAAGAAGGAAGCUCUGGCGAGGAAACGCGAUACUGCCACGGCAGAAAUCAUCGAUGCAUACAAUAAAUCAAAGCGCUCGACUUCUCUUGUGGAGAAGCAUAAACAAGAAGCAAGCAAGCCCAAGAAAAAGCAUAAGGAGAAAGUGGUCGAAGAGUGGUCAGGUCAACACCCUUGGAAGCCAUGGGACAGAGAGAAAGACUUAACCGCGGGGCGACAAAAAGUUCAGCUUGACCCCGAAAGCAUGGCCGAAGGUCUCUCUUCCAGGUUUUCGUCCGGCUCUUUUCAAAGAAAUUUCUUGUAGAUGCUGUAUUUUCGAGGGCAAGUUGUUAUAUAAGCUGUGGGUUUAGAGAAAGAAUGUGUUUAUGAAGGCAGUCAUGGAUUUCCAUGAUCGGCUUGUCAUAUGUUGAUGGUAUGAUUGCACAGUCCAGAUUUAUGAGUACACUCAAUUCAUACCCAUUUUAUCUGUGGGUGCCAUGUUGCUUUUCAGUUCAGGGGAUUUACCAUGUACUUGAUGAAUUUCAUACUUGGGGCAGUGUUUUCCUGUAUUAUUUGUGCUAUAUGCUCUAUGGGAAUGUUAGGAGUGAAAAUUUAGAGGAUUGGCUUAUGCUUCAAGAAUUUCAUAUGUUAAGAAUUCUUAGUUCACUGAAUGGAUAUUGGGUGUGGAUGCAAUCACUAUACCCACCUCAUAACCAAGUUGAUUUUA
Molecule: messenger RNA, 2564 nt
Organism: Amborella trichopoda
Lineage: Eukaryota; Viridiplantae; Streptophyta; Magnoliopsida; Amborellales; Amborellaceae
Product: DNAJ heat shock N-terminal domain-containing protein
Source: RefSeq, a predicted model, not a curated record